AUGUGUGGCUAUGAUGAUCUCGGCGACCAACCGGGCCUGUUGAACCAAGGCCUGGUGGACCUCAGGAGGCCUGUCGCAGGGGGCAUCGUCCGACAGCUCUUUGGACUGGAUCCUUCGCCAUUGAGACUAAGCCUGCAGGAAGAUGAGCAGACGUCACUUCCUUGCCCCAUCGACAAGGCGUCGAUGGAACCGUUGUCUGUCGUCUGGUUUCGCGUGGCAGACGUCAAGUUCAACUUGUCCACCUACCUGCCCCAAAGUGUGGACGGUGACGUGGUACCGAAGAAAGUUUACUCGUUAGUGGCUCCAGAACCCCCGUUGGUCCCUGUGCUUGGAGCUAGCGUUGGACUGGUGGACGGUGUUCAUUGGAAGCAGCCACCUUGGUUGGGCAGGGCGUUCUUUUCUCUGCUCAGCGAUCCGCCAGCUUUGCUAGUCAAUCGUCUGAAUCUGGCUGACACUGGAAGAUACGUGUGCAACGUGUCGUACCGUGGUGGGAACGUUACCGACGACGGUGUCACCAAAACUGAGGCGGCCGUCGAGCUGUUCGUCGCAGUUCCUCAACAGCCUCCGGUACUAAGGGACUCCCAAGGAAACCUACUGCUUGGUACAGUGGGGCCUUACGCUGAGGGAGACACAGUACGACUGACUUGCGCCGUGUCUGCAGUGCCUCCAGUCGAAGUAUCCGUAUGGAGCUGGGCUCAUGAGGACGUGAAUGCCUCCGGCUGGCUUAUGGUCUCCCCUUCGCCUACAAGGACUGCGUCCUCGCUUUCGGCUUCGACAUUGACUCUCGAUACUAAAAAUGGUGGAUUGGGCAUCUUCUCCGGCGUAGCCACCCAAUCGGCAACCGUGAACUCGUCUUCGCCUUCUACGUUCUACUCGCCGCGAAGCUAUGAGUGCGAGGCUACCGGAAGUCGACCGCCGGCGAACAUCACGUGGUUCCUGGACGGACUGCCAUUGGACGAACGGCUGAGCCACACUCGCUUCGAGGGCAACAUCACGUCAAGCGUGCUUCUCCUGCCAUCUUUGAAACAUGCGGGAAAGCUGCUCGAGUGUCGUGCCAGCAAUGACAACUUGAGGGAGCAUCGUGGAGUACUCAGCCGCUACCUGGCCGUGAAUGUUUCAAACAAGCCUGAAGUGAGCAUCAAGCUGGGAACGGGUCUCAAUGCGAGCCACAUCACGGAGGGUACGGACGUGUACAUGGAGUGCUCAGUCCUGGUCGCCUCGAGAAUCGCCGACGUCACCUGGCGUCGAGAUGGCCGAGAGCUGGACGCCGAUCCGAACCAGGGCAGGGUGAUCACUUCCCGCUACUUGGUGAUCCGCCGAGUGACUCCUGAUCACGGUGGAAGCUACACCUGUCGAGUCACUAACAGCCGCGGCGACACCGUCGAGAGCGUCCCGCUUGUGAUCCGCGUCAGAUCAGCUGCUGAUACAUUCUGGCCGCCUGGUGUUGUCGCGUUUCACGUAGACCCUCCCAGGUGCGUUUCCAACGAAGAUCUCACCCUGAGCGUCGAGCGAGACAAAGCCGUGAACCUGACCUGCCACGUGCGUAGUGAUCCCAGCCAAGGUCUACGCUAUUUCUGGCUCGCUGAGAACAGCACGCACAGCACGCAAGCUACGCCGAGAAACCAAACUCAACGGCACCGGCAACUGCCCUUGCCAGUCGUGACGGAAUCGAACCGCUUGGAGAUCGUGGCCAACGCUUCAAUCUUCAAUACGGCGCUCGCAUGCUGGGCAGAGAACGCCGUGGGCACCCAGAAGAGGCGCUGUCGCUUCACGUUUGUACGUAAGGGCGUGCACGCACCGACCCUGAACUGCAAUGUGGGCAACUACACCGACAGUUCUUUCACCCUGACCUGCUCCACACCUUUGUCAAAUGUCACCAGGACAUCACCACCGAAACUGGGGCAGGAGCAGAGACUUCGUGUGCAGGUGUUCGACGCCAGGAGGGGCAACCGGUCCGAGCGCAGCUUCUGGAGCACGGACCUGGGUCCCAUUCUCGUCAACCGACUUCGCCCUGCCACCGACUACUUGGUCGUGGUUCGAAUGCCUCCAGGGGCGAGCUUCGAAACUUACGUACGCACCCAGGGUGCGGCGCAAACUGUCAUUCAUCAAGAUGACCUCCAGAGGAAGACACGUGGUGGACGUUGGACACUUGUACUGAGCGUCGUCGUGCUGGCAUGCAGCCUGGUUGCGACUCUGACGGCACUGAUCGCCAUGUACUGCGCACACGUCCGCAAGAAGAAGACGAAGAAGCGACGGAAGCGCCUGUACAAGGACGGCAAGAGCGACGCCAGUUCAUCGAGUCACGAUGACGUCGACUCCGUGCGCAUUACGGAUCACAAAGAGUACCUCGCUGCGACGGAUGUCUGCUGA
Messenger RNA from Rhipicephalus microplus (southern cattle tick), 2370 nucleotides. Its product is annotated as hemicentin-2. The record is from RefSeq and is a predicted model, not a curated record. NCBI's taxonomy places the organism in Eukaryota, Metazoa, Arthropoda, Arachnida, Ixodida, Ixodidae.